Penicillium mononematosum is the source of this 1590-nucleotide messenger RNA. RefSeq lists its product as uncharacterized. The coding region runs from base 1 to 1590 and encodes 529 amino acids. Gene Ontology annotation, biological process: transmembrane transport; nucleobase transport. Gene Ontology annotation, molecular function: nucleobase transmembrane transporter activity. The record is from RefSeq and is a predicted model, not a curated record. NCBI's taxonomy places the organism in Eukaryota, Fungi, Ascomycota, Eurotiomycetes, Eurotiales, Aspergillaceae. Gene Ontology annotation, cellular component: plasma membrane. The transcript has 5 exons.
AUGGAGUUACGCAUCUCUAGGCCGCAUAUACGGGUCUCACAGGGCGAGUCUGCAUUUGCAGCAGGCAAUGCACGAUGGACAAACCGUGAUCUGGACCCGAUUGCCAAAAAUGCGCGCAAAUGGGGUGUAUCCAGUAUAAUAGCAUAUUGGAUCUCCGAUGCCUUGCACGCAGCAACCUGGCAAUUCGCCAGCGGUAUGAUUGCCGUCGGCCUCACCUACCGUGAAGCUCUGGGCAUUGUCGCCUUGUCCUUCUUCAUCAUAUCGUUGGUCAUCGCAGCAAAUGGUACUGUGGGCGCCAUAUACCAUGUUCCAUUCCCUGUGAUUGCUCGUGCCAGCUGGGGCUUUUGGGGCUCAUAUAUCGCCAUCAUCUCGCGAGUCAUCCUUGCCAUUUUCUGGUUUGCUAUCCAAAAUGUCAACGGCGGAAAUGCUGUUCGUGUCAUGAUUGGAGCAAUCUGGCCAAGUUUCUUGGACCUUCCAAAUGCUAUUCCCGAGUCACAGGGAAUCACGACAGCCGGUAUGGUCGGGUACCUGAUCUUCUGGUUGAUCCAGGUCCCGUUUCUCUGCAUGCAUCCAAACAAGCUGCGCUGGUUAUUUACAGUCAAGUCGAUUCUGGUUCCCAUCGCUUGGAUCACUAUCUUGAUAUGGUCGUUCGUCACCGUACAAGGCGGUGGUGAAGUAUUCGCAAAGCAGGCUCCGACAGUCACCGGAUCCAAGUAUAGCUGGCUGUUCUUGGCCAAUAUGACAUCGGUACUCGGCAAUUAUUCCACUCUUUCUGUCAACAUGUCUGAUUUCACCCGCUACUCCCGCGUCAGUCCCCGGUGGCAGCUCCUUUAUAUCCCUAUGCUGCCUAUCGUAUUCACCUUCUUCUCCUUUAUUGGAAUUGCUGCCUCGUCCGCUGGUCAAGUUCACUAUAACCUCUCUUCUAUCCCGUGGGAUCCAACAGUCCUGAUCAGCUACUGGUCCAAUCGCGCGUGUCGCUUUUUCGGCGCAGCUUCCUUCGCACUAGCCUCCCUGGGCGUCAACAUCUCGGCCAAUUCUCUUUCGGCCGCUAACGAUUUCACCGCACUGGCACCAGGAUCCUAUGUGCCUUGCUGUCAUGUAACUUCCUCUCUUUCAUGUCUGCAUACGCCAUCUUCCUCGGUCCUGAUUGCUGCAAUCAUGAUGUUUGACUAUUGGGUUGUUAACCGCCGUCGAUAUGACUGCCUCGCUCUAUACCAGCCUCAUAACCCGAGAUAUCGCUAUACAUUCGCUAUCCCGGGCCUCUCGGGCAAGAGUAUGUCUGGCACGAACUGGCGCGCCGUAUUGUCUUUUAUUGUGGGUGUUGCACCGAGCCUUCCCGGGCUGAUCAACGCUGUGGACUCUCAUGUCGAUGUCGGUGUGGGUAUACAUCCGUAUGAGUUUGGGUGGCUGUUGGGCUUUGUUGCCACAUCUAUUGCCUAUCUGUCGUUAUCAUGGCUAUUUCCCGCGCAGGAGACUCGGAUCGACCGGGCUGUUCUACCUGACGAGAUAUACGAUAGAGAUGCCCCAGACGGGAAGGAUGUGGUUCUUGAUACACAGGAGAAACAUAUGGAUGUGGAAAAGGCUGUCUGA